Molecule: messenger RNA, 939 nt
Organism: Chinchilla lanigera (long-tailed chinchilla)
Lineage: Eukaryota; Metazoa; Chordata; Mammalia; Rodentia; Chinchillidae
Product: olfactory receptor 8K5-like
Exons: 1
Biological process (GO): G protein-coupled receptor signaling pathway; sensory perception of smell
Cellular component (GO): membrane
Molecular function (GO): G protein-coupled receptor activity; olfactory receptor activity; odorant binding
Source: RefSeq, a predicted model, not a curated record
AUGGGCAGACAGAAUCUGUUGGUACCAACUGACCUCAUUCUGAGUGCAGUCUCCAGCCUGCCUGAGCUGCAGGUCCCCCUUUGUUGGGUCUUCCUCCUCCUCUAUGCUAUCACACUGGUGGGCAACCUGAGCAUGAGCAUUUUGACCAAGCUGGAUGCCCACUUCCACACUGCCAUGUAUUUCUUCAGCAGACACCUGGUUUACAUUGACCUCAGUGAUGCCUCUGUGAUUUUUCCCAAAAUGUGGGUAAAUUUUGUUAUGUGUCAAAAUACCAUUUCCUACUACGCUUGUGCCAUCCAGAUGGUCUUCUUCAUUGUGCUCAUCAUCAGUGAGCUUUUCGUCUUGCCAGCCAUGACCUAUGACCGCUACGUGGCCAUCUGCAAUCCUCUGCUCUACAACGUCAUCAUGUCCUGGACACGUUGCCGCAUGCUGGUGGGCAUUCCGUACCUCUACUGUACUCUUCAGGCUCUUCUGUUCACCAGUAAGAUUUUUCCAUCAUCUUUCUGCACCCGCCUUCUCACUUAUUUUUACUGUGAUAAUAUUCCUUUAUCACUUAAGUUGUGCUCAAAUGGAUGAGAUAUAGCAUUGUUGAUCAACAUCGUUGCAAUAUUUAACUUGACGUCCUCCCUCCUAGUAGUACUGUUAUUCUACCUUAUGAUUCUCCUAGCCAUAUGCCCAAUGCGUUCUGCACAGGGAAGGAAAAAAGCUUUUUCUACAUGUGCGUCUCACCUGACCAUGGUGGUGGUCUUCUUCGGGAAGCUUUUCUUCAUGUGUGUGCAGCCCAGAUCUGCUCAGUCCUCUGAUAUUGAUAAACUCUCCUCCGUGUUUUACACUUUAGUGAUCCCCAUGCUCAACCCACUGACCUACAGUGUCAGGAACAAAGAAGUCAAAAAUGCCUUCCACGGCGUCUUCAGGAAGAAGUUCAAAGUCUGUACAUAG